This is a messenger RNA of Harpegnathos saltator (Jerdon's jumping ant), 7159 nucleotides long. RefSeq names its product dedicator of cytokinesis spg (gene spg). Gene Ontology annotation, cellular component: cytoplasm; plasma membrane. Bases 245 to 6022 code for a protein of 1925 amino acids. Gene Ontology annotation, molecular function: guanyl-nucleotide exchange factor activity; small GTPase binding. Gene Ontology annotation, biological process: small GTPase-mediated signal transduction. The record is from RefSeq and is a predicted model, not a curated record. NCBI's taxonomy places the organism in Eukaryota, Metazoa, Arthropoda, Insecta, Hymenoptera, Formicidae. The transcript is spliced from 18 exons.
CGUUGCCGGUCAGUCGGCCGUGGUUCGUCUCACGGCCCGCACCGGCAACGUUGCUCGCGCGGCACGGCAGGCCGCGGUCGCGCAGUGUGCGACACUCGUGCGGCAACACACCCAAUGUUUGUGUUUUGGAAUUUCUCGUGAUAAUAAAUCGCCAGGCGAGUGAGCGGAACGCGCGCACGGCAACCGGACGCGACGCCGUGGCAUGUAGCGCCGACCCAGCUCGCCGUCACCGUCGGCCGUCGAGAUGUGGACGACGACGAAAACCACCAAGUACGGCGUCGCUGUGUACAACUGGCGAGGGGACACGCGCUAUGGACUACCCCUGGAAAUCGGAGAAACCGUGCAGAUCCUGGAGGAGUGCGCGGGCUGGUUCAGAGGCUUCACCACGAAGAAUCGCGCGGUGAAAGGGAUCUUCCCGAGCUCCUACGUGCACCUGAAGCCUUGCAAGAUCGACAAUGAGGGCCUCUUCGAGUCGGUCAUACCGCUGGAGGAUCCGGUGGUCCGCGAAGUCACCCUCGUGCUGCGGGAGUGGGGCAGCAUCUGGAAGAGGCUGUACGUGGAGCGCGAGGAAUACAAAUUCAACGCGUUGCGCAAAGUGAUGCGAGAGUUGCUGGAAUGGCGGCGACUGCUUUUGGCCGGCACCCUCACCACCGAUAAGACGCGGGAGCUGAAGCUACGAGUAAUCAAUAAAGUGGACUGGGGGAAUCGGAAGCUCGGCCUGGACCUGGUGCCGCGUCAAGGUGCUCACAUGGUGGACCCGGAUACCAUGUCCGUAGUCGAAUUGUAUCAUGUGCACGUGCAGAGCGCCGAGAACUCGCAGGGCGCGUCGGCUCGCGGCACCCUGCGCCGCAAGGAGCACAAGAAGAUCCUUACCCACCACCUGCACUUCUGCAUGAGAGACUUCGGCCACUCGGUCGGCGAGGACACCGAGAUCUACUUCUCCUUGUUCGACGCCAAGCGGCUGCAGUACCUGAGCGAGCGCUUCCUCGUGCGCAUCUCCAAGGAGGGCUUCUCCAACUACGUGGAGAAGAUGCACAACAACUGCACCAUCUUCACGGAUCUCGGCAACUCCGACCUCAGCCGGGACCUCUACAUGAUCGCCCACGUGAUGCGCUGCGGCAGGAUGCUGUACUCCGACUCCGGCAAGAACAAGACCGGGACGGCUACCUACAGACGGCCUCACGGAGUCGCGGUGCUCUCCCUGGCGAUGCUGUCCUUGGCGGAGGCCGCGCAGGAUCACGCGGAGGAGCACGAGGUGACGUUCAAGGUGUACCAAGGUGAUGAGAAGGAGUUCCACCAGCUGCACGAGCAGAUCAUACGUAACAACAAGUGCUCGCCGCUACCCGGGCAGCCCAAUUACGGGAUAGUGGUGUCCCUUCGCAUCCUGCACGGCGAGCUGUCUCAGGUCCGCGAGGAGAACCCGUUGCUGUUCAAAAAUAUCUGCCUCACGAAGAAGCUCGGCUUCUCCGACGUCAUAAUGCCGGGCGACGUGCGUAACGACCUGUAUCUGAAGCUGGAGCGGGGUGAAUUCGAACGUGGCGGCAAGUCCACCGGCAAGAACAUCGAGGUGACGAUCUUGGUCCUGGAUGCGGACGGUCAACCGUUGGAGGGCUGCCUGUUCGGAGCCGCGGGGAUGGACGGUAGCUCCGAAUAUCAGAGUUUGGUCAUAUAUCAUCACAACAGCCCGUCGUGGGCGGAAACCGUGAGACUGGCGAUACCCAUCGACAAGUUCUACGGGAGCCACGUGCGUUUCGAGUUUCGACACUGUUCGACGCGCGAGAAGAACGACAAGAAGCUCUUCUCCUUCGCGUUCGUGCGGCUGAUGGAGCCCGGAGGGGCUACUCUUCAGGAUGGUCCCCACGAGCUGUACAUUUACAAAUGCGAGGAACGUGCGAAAUUGGAUUCGCUGAGUUAUCUGUCGUUGCCGAGCAGCGCGAGAGAGCCGAGCGCCUCAGGUCCGCCGGCUUUCUCCAGAUCGCCCAAGGAAGCCGUGUUCGUGCACACUUUGCUGUGCAGCACCAAGCUGACGCAGAACGUCGACCUGCUGAGCCUGCUGCAAUGGAAGGCUCAUCCGGAGCGCAUAUCCGAGGCGCUGAGUCGCGUACUUCGAUUGGACGGCGAAGAGCUGGUGAAGUUCCUCCAGGACAUCCUCGACGCGCUGUUCUCCAUGUUUCACACCGAGGACGGUAAUUCAACGGCGCACUCGGGACUGGUGUUCCAAGUGCUCGUCUCCAUCUUCAGCCUGCUGGAGGACUCCAAGUUCGAGCACUUCAAGCCGGUGAUGGACGCGUACAUCUCCGACCACUUCGCCGCCGCUCUGGUGUACAAGGGCCUCCUCAGCAGCGUGCAGCACUGCGCCGAUUGGGUGACUGCGGCGGAGAAGCAAGAGCCGAUCAUAAAGUGCUUCCGUUCGCUCGAGUACAUCUUCAAGUUCAUCAUUCAGAGCCGACUGCUGUUCGCUCGGGCGACUGCCGGCCAAUACGAGGAUAGCUUCAAGCGCGACCUGUACUGCGUGUUCGCGGCCCUCAACAAGAUGCUGUGCAUCCCGUAUGAGAUGGUGCUGAUGUCGCAGAUCGCGCUGCUGCUGUCGAUCGCGGCGGUGUUCGAGCAGCUGGUGGCGGUGCUGCCGGUGCUCGAGGUGGCCAAACUCACCUGCACGAUGUUGGACUCGCUGCCGCGGGAGUCGUCGCCGCAGCUCACGCAGGCCAAGCUGGUGGCCAUCAAGAAUCUCACCUCGUCCAGCCUAUUUCGUGAGGACGACGAGAGCAGGAAUCUGCUGCUCGGCACUGUGUGCAAACAUCUGCGUUUACACUUGGCACGUAGGGAAGAGCUGCGCUCUUGCACGGAUAUCUUGGGCGAAAUACUCAGCUUCCUGCACAAGCGCGGCAGGGACACGAACAAGGUCAAUAAUUGCAUCCACCACGACGUUGAAACGCUCUGCCUGUCCGUGCUCGACAUGCUCAUACAGACCAUACAGAUCGUGAUCAAGGCUAGCGGCCCGGUUCUCGGCUGCUUAGUGGCCUGUUUGAUCGGAUUGCUUCAGCUUCUCGACGAGUAUCAUUACACGCGGCUCUGGGAAGAAUUGACGCACGCAGGCGAGCGGAAGCCGCUCAAGGACUUCCUGCUCAAGGUGUUCGAGGUGUUGGGUGAGCUCGUGCGCCAGGAGGUCUUCCCUCCGGACUGGCUGGUCAUCAGGAUGCAGGCCAACAACGUGAUCCUGAGGUCGCUGCAGGAGCUUGCGCAGCCGCUCGCUUUCCGUUUCCUUCAUGGCGGUUUCGACUCGCAGCUCUGGUCAACAUAUUUCAACCUGGCGGUGGCUUACCUCACCCAGCCGUCGCUUCAACUCGAGCAGUUCUCCGAAGUGAAGAGGGAGAAGAUCGUGGAGAAGUACGGCGACAUGAGGGUCCUCAUGGGUUUUCAGAUACUAUCCAUGUGGUCGCACUUGGGCGAGCGUAAACUCGAGUUUAUACCCGGCAUGGUCGGGCCCUUCCUCGAGGUCACUCUGGUGCCUGAGAGCGAGCUCCGCAAGGCGACUCUGCAUAUCUUCUUCGACAUGAUGGAAUGCGAGCAGCGAGCCCGCGGGAGUUUCAAAUUGGUGGAGUCCGAGCUGAUCGACAAACUGGACAUUCUUAUCAGCGAAAACAAGGGCGACGACGAGUACAGACAGCUGUUUAACACUAUGGAACACCUUAGCGCCGUAUUACUGGACAGGGUGCAGUCCGAGGAUCCAGCCUGGAAGGACAGUGGGACUGCCUUCAUAACGUCCAUCACGCGUUUGUUGGAGAGACUUCUCGAUUACAGGAGCGUGAUCCAGGGCGACGAGAACCGCGACAAGCGUAUGUCGUGCACCGUCAAUCUGUUGAACUUCUACAAGAACGAGUUCAACCGGAAGGAGAUGUACCUGCGCUACAUCUACAAGCUGCACGACCUGCACCUGGCCGCCGAGAAUUAUACGGAAGCCGGCUUCACGAUGAAGCUCUAUGCUGACCAGUUGGACUGGGGAUCCACAAUGCUGCCACCCGAUCACGCCCAUCCUCAGCAGCCGGAGUGGCAGCGCAAGGAGCUGCUUUACCACAAGAUCAUUCACUAUCUCGACCGCGGCAAGUGCUGGGAGAAGGGUAUCCCUCUGUGCAAGGAACUGGCGGAGCUUUACGAGACCAGGCUGUACGACUACGCCAAGCUCAGCCACGUGUUGAAGUUGCAGGCCACGUUCUUGGAUAAUAUCCUCACGCAGCUGCGCCCUGAACCGGAGUAUUUUCGCGUUGGAUUUUACGGUCUCAGCUUUCCGCUUUUCGUCCGAAACAAGUUAUUCAUCUAUCGCGGUCUGGAGUACGAACGGAUAGGAGCGUUCACGCAACGCCUGCAGACCGAGUUCCCCUGUGCUCAGAUACUGAUGAAGAACUCCCCGCCAGAUGAGAGCAUCCUUACCUCCGAGGGUCAAUACAUUCAGAUCUGCAAUGUGAAGCCGAUCCCCGAAGAAGGCAGCUUAGCUUGCAGCGGCGCGGAGGUACCAGAGCGCGUGGUCGCCUUCUACCUGGUGAACGACGUGCGCAGGUUCACAUUCGACCGGCCCCUUCAUCGCGGCCCGGUGGACCGUGAGAACGAAUUCAAGUCGCUCUGGAUCGAGAGGACAACGCUGACGACAGAAGCACGACUGCCGGGCAUUCUGCGGUGGUUCGAGGUGAUCGAGAAACGGUCCGAGCUACUGGCGCCGGUGCAGUACGCCUGUGAGACCAUGCAGAGCGUAGAGAAAGAGUUGAGAAGACUAGUCACGCAGUACAGAGCCGAGCCGCACAGGAACAUCAACCCCUUCAGCAUGCGGCUGCAGGGUAUCAUCGACGCCAACGUAAUGGGCGGCAUCACCAAGUACCAAGAAGCCUUCCUCACGCCGGAGUUCGCCUGGCAGAACCCCGAAAUGGUGCCGCACGUGAACAGACUGAAGAGCCUAAUUCUGGACCAGAUGAACGUCCUGGAGUCCGGCCUGGUGUUGCACGGCCAGAUCGCGCCGGACGGGGUACAGCCGCUGCAUAAGAGGCUGAUUGAGAGAUUCACGCAACUCAAGCAAGGCCUUGGUCCUCUGGCCAGGCAGAGGACCAUUCAUCAAGAUAGCAUUGUCAAUUCGCCACUGCCACCCCUGCCAAUCAACGACAAGCAGCGUCCGGCCACUUUGGAGACCGCCGGUUCCAGAGCGUCGCACGCCGACAGCGACGGUCUGCCGGAGGACGAAGGCUUUUACACUAGAGUGGACGGCGCACCGCCUCCUAUUCCACAACGAGAGGUUCGCCCACGUUCCGUGGGCUAUGGCUCCACACCGCCGAGACCCACACAUCAGAGAUCCCUCAGCAAACCGCUGAGUCCGAAGCUGCCGCUGAGGCAUUCUCUGCCGACUCCUACCGACGGCGUGGACCAAAGCGGCCUUAGAAGCUCCUGGAGCGAGCCCGGACCCGAGCCCGCUCCGCCAUUACCACCUAGAGGCUGCACGCUUCUUGUUUCAGCGCCGGACAAGAGAGACUCCAACGCGAACACGAACACGAACACGGUCGUGCCACCGGCGCCGCCGAAACGUCUAGCACACAAACGCAACACAGAGUGGAGCACAGACGACGACUCUGAGAUGCAGAACGAGCCGAACGAUCUGCGCGACAGCGGCAUCUCCACCGCCAGCCUGCUGGACUUCCAGUCGCACUUGACGAACUUGAACAACCUCGGCUACGAGGACUUUGAGCCGCGCUCCAGGUGCAACGACAUCAUGAACAUCUCGCCGCCUUCUGUGAUAAGCGCGCUGAACGUCUCCACUGGUAACUUUGCCAGCGGCACAUUCCAGGGUUCGCAUUCUCUUCCGGGCCAAGAGCAGGUGAGCCCUCCGCCAAUUCCUCCCAAGGCCCACCAGGACACUCCCUCGGCCCCUUCGACCUUGGAGAGAGUAUCCAACCGGGCGCAGACUCACGGCCAUUCGGAGAAUUAUUCCGUGCCGAAGAUGCAGACCCUCUCCGUGGCGUCCGACACGGAGAGCACCGUGUAGCGACGAUGUAUCUCCCUAGUCCUUAGCGAUUAAUCGUGAUGUGUAUGUGCCAUGGUCGGGCGCGAAUCUUGUAUUCGAUGCGUUCCAGUAUUGGGCGGAUUCUCUUAGACGGUAACUUAACGUAAGCGUAAGAGUGUCGUCAUCGUCGUCGUCAUCGUCAUCGUCAUCGUCAUCGUCAUCGUAUCUAAGAGGAGGAGAGCGCGGACUCGGGUCUGCCGUUGUAGAAGUCUCUGACAUCCGCACGCCAUUCCGUACGUAGCUGGUAGCCGUAAGCGAAACAAACCGAACGUAAACGACCCGAAAUCGGAUCCUUCCGAGCGUAACACAAAGUGGAUUGCACGCGUACAUUCGUCGUAGGGAUAGGCGAUGUUGAAGAGAGGAAUCGACGUCCACAAGUAAAGGGUUGAAAGAUAAUCAAUUUCCGACAAUCGACUACAUUUCUGAGAUAUUCUAAGAGUCUUCAGUUGAUCUUUAAUCCCUUUACGUGUGAUUAUUUAAUAUCCUUAUACAAUUUAAUAUAUAAAUAAGUUAAUAAAAAGGUAUAUUUAUAUGUAUCUUUUUUUUUUAAACUUCGUCGCUGUAAUUUUUAUACAUUUUGACGGUUAAUUUGACGGAAAAUUUAUGUACAUAGAGAAGGACGGUUGAACAAAGUUCAAAGGAACUCUUUUCGCCCACGCCAAGUCCGAUAUGACUGACGGCUUUCAUUACCAUCACUUCGUAUGUUCAGUUGCAUUAUCGAGUAUGAUGAGAUAAGGUGAAGGUAACUCGAACUCUUUAACAGAGAAAGAAUCAAACAUCGAUUUAUCGGUCAGACAUCGCUUAACUCUAAUUUAUACUUUCAUAAAGAAAGCAAAGGGGUGAAAGGGAGGAAGAAACAGCAGGCGCGUAAUAAUCGCUCUUGAACACCGAGAACGUCCAGUGAGAUUGUUCUCGUCCGGAGCGAUUGCGAUCGGACUCCGGUUUGGACGUGACCGGCGAUCGAAUCGCGAUGCGCACUUGUCGAUAUCGAUGUUACGUUGAAAACGUCGCUCUUCCAAGUAUAUCAAUCCACACACACAACACACACACACACAUACACUCUAUAUUUUGUAAUUUAUUUAUAUUUUCAAUGAGAAUAAAGGUAAUUUUUAUCAACGA